AUGUCUGAAAAAAAAGUAAAGUAUUUUCUAAAUAAAUACAAUAAAAUCUUCUAUUCACUUCUAGCAGGAUCAAUUGCUGGUGGCGUAGAAGCUACAAUAACAUAUCCAACAGAAUUUAUUAAAACACAAUUACAACUACAAGAUAACAAUAAUAAAAUUAUAAAAAUUAUAAAGAAAUUCAAAGGACCAAUUCAUUGUGCAGUAACUACAGUAAAAACACAAGGAUUUUUUUCACUAUAUAAAGGAUUAUCAGCCUUAGUGAUAGGCACAGCAGCAAAAGCAGGAAUCCGUUUUUUAACUUAUGAUCAACUUAAACUUUUGUUGCAAGAUGAUAAAGGAAACCUUACAGGACCUAAAUCUAUGAUUGCUGGAUUGGGAGCAGGGAUGGUGGAAGCUAUAACAGUUGUUACACCAACUGAAACAAUAAAAACAAAAUUAAUUCAUGAUACAAAUCGUUCUAUUCCACAAUACAAGGGACUUGUACACGGUGUUUCGUUGAUUGUAGCCAAAGAAGGAAUUGGGGGAAUAUAUAGAGGAUUGUUUCCUGUAAUGAUGAGACAAGGAGCAAAUCAAGCGGUAAGAUUUUCAGUGUAUUCAACUUUGAAACAAAGAUUCCAAAAAUAUUCAACACCAGGACAACCACUACCAUGGUCAGUCACAUUCUUAAUGGGAGCAAUUGCUGGUAUAAUAACAGUUUAUAGUACAAUGCCAUUAGAUGUUGUUAAAACCAGAAUGCAAGGAUUAGAUGCUACCAGUUUGUACCAAAAUUCAUUCCAUUGUGCAUGGAAAGUAUUAAAAGAAGAAGGAGUAUUUGCAUUUUGGAAAGGUGUGACACCUAGAUUGGGUAGAUUAUUGCUUUCUGGUGGGAUUAUAUUUACGGUGUAUGAACAGGUCAUGACUGGAUUAUAUAAACUUGAAAAUGUUAGAAAGAAGUGA
Molecule: messenger RNA, 936 nt
Organism: Entrophospora sp. SA101
Lineage: Eukaryota; Fungi; Glomeromycota; Glomeromycetes; Entrophosporales; Entrophosporaceae
Source: the annotation of a GenBank genome assembly